Molecule: messenger RNA, 1583 nt
Organism: Ylistrum balloti
Lineage: Eukaryota; Metazoa; Mollusca; Bivalvia; Pectinida; Pectinidae
Exons: 9
Coding region: 1-1449 (482 amino acids)
Source: RefSeq, a predicted model, not a curated record
AUGGGUGUAUCAACAUGGCUAGCUGUCGUGGCGUGUGUCUGCACGAUUCAAGGAAUUUCUUCAUUCGAACGUCAAGAGUACUCGGCGAUUGCGAAGAUGAUAGGAAGAAGACUGGAGAAGAAACAAGCUAGUACCACGCCAUCCCCGACCUGGUCCCAAUCUGGACAGACCUGGUCCCCAUCUGGACCGACCUGGUCCCCAACAGACGGCCCAGGAGGACCUGGUCCAACAGGCCACGCCCCUAUCGACUUCUGGCAACACUGGUUAGAUUGUCCCAUCAUGGAAAGCAUACUUGAACAAUACUUCACCGGAUUUCCCAAUACCAGGAUGCCAAAAGAUUCCAUGGUCAUUUCACCUGAUGAGAUCAAACGUGUACUGACCAGGUUGAUGGCUACGUUCAAAUACCUUAAGAACGUACGUGUAGCCAUUGACCAGAUGACCGAAGACAUGGCCAGACUGGUACUGGACAAACGUGUCAACUGUACAACCACCAUGUACCAAAGGGUCUUUGUCUAUUACAUGAGGAGACGCCUUGACACCAUGAUGGCUGCUCACGACACCUCGCUGAAAAGUCGUAUCGAACAAGUAUUGAACCAGUCCUUCCCAGAUAACCCCAAUAUGCUCCACAUGGCGCCAGAACUAGUGUGGGGAGUUCAUCACGUCGUCCACGAAACUUUCAUAGGAAUCCUACAGGAAGAGGAGUUCGAAAGUCUAGAUUGGUUUUUGCGUGACUACAAAUGGAAAGCGACAUCUUUCCUUGAGCGAUUCCACAGAGGCGAAUUUGCAGCCAUUACUGAUGUCAUCUCUCAGAUGAAAAACGAAUUCUUUAGCAUUGACACUACCUACUAUCCCGAUGCAUUCCGAUGUCCAUCACCCCAAGAAUUUAUCGAAGUUCACAAGCGAGCAGCCAACUUAUCGGCUUCUUAUUAUUGGAAGGCCCGGAAGUCCGGUUUAGCAGUUGCUUUUCUCACUACUCACCUUCAGGAAAUGUUCUCAUACUCGGCAUCUGUACCAAAUGACCCUUUCGCAGUUGACCAAGCUAUACAAAAUCUGGUGCAUGUUGUCCUCGAUUACGUCAAUGGGACAAUGGCGGAACUCGCUAGAUAUGAAGAUUACCUAGCCUCGGCCACACUUUCUCCGCCAACUUUUAUGGCAAACAGUCUGACUGGGCCACAGUGGAAUAUGACCAUGCUCCUAUUCAACAGAAUGUUUGGCAACUCCGUCCCUCCUACGGGAAACCCCGGUCCUGGCCCAGGAAUGACCAUGCAAGAAAUCGUGAGGUACCUUCAGAACGACGUCGAUAAACUGAAAAAGAUCCGGUCCAUGAUGCCGACAGUCUGUACAUCUACUGACGAUCACGGCACAAUUGAUGCACUCAUUACCGACAUGGUUCAGGAUAAGGAGAACUUCAUCAACACUUCGCAGUCCUACGGCGGUUACCGGAAAUAGGAAUUUGGUCCCAAGUCACUGCGAUAAGAAGUUUCCAGGUUGUUAAAUCUUUGUUGAACAGCAUCGUUGAUAUUCGUUGAUUUUGAACGUUUGUGCUUUUUGUUAUUGAUGAAUAAAUUUUAACAAAUCAUGAA